Messenger RNA from Boeremia exigua, 522 nucleotides. RefSeq lists its product as uncharacterized. NCBI's taxonomy places the organism in Eukaryota, Fungi, Ascomycota, Dothideomycetes, Pleosporales, Didymellaceae. The record is from RefSeq and is a predicted model, not a curated record. The transcript has a single exon. Bases 48 to 494 code for a protein of 148 amino acids.
GCCCUGAUCUCCAAGCCCGUCAUACCACCAACAGCCGCGCAGACAUCAUGACCGAUCUGCACUCCUUUGGACAUACCCACACCUGCUACUUUACCUUACCUGUGUCCACCUCGCACUAUUCCGACGAGACACCUCAGUCAUCACCUUCCCAAGAUCACUCCCUCGACACAUGGGCAAGCUCUACAAAUCCACUUUUAGCCCACCGAUACCUUCCUAUGGCGAGCCCCGGUCCGAACGCCUCACGCCUUAUGCAAACGCAAACUCAAGCUGCUCAUCGACCUUCGACACAACCACUCCAGCCUGUUGGCAGCCCUUCGCCUAGCAGUUCCGAAUCCAGCUUGUCGUCUCAGCGCAGUAGUAUCUCCAUGUCUCACCCGCUCUGCUGCUGUCGCUGCCGCCGUGAGUCUCACGGCCACUCCGGCAUGUUCCAAUUCGGCACCAACCUCUACUAUUGCAGCCAUUGCGCCAAAAUGGUUGGCUACAGCGCUGGUUGAAGAACAAAAAACUUUUGGUUCCUCCUUC